Messenger RNA from Zophobas morio, 1686 nucleotides. It is a transcript of the gene dsx-c73A, whose product is annotated as doublesex cognate 73A. The record is from RefSeq and is a predicted model, not a curated record. NCBI's taxonomy places the organism in Eukaryota, Metazoa, Arthropoda, Insecta, Coleoptera, Tenebrionidae. The coding region runs from base 187 to 1245 and encodes 352 amino acids. The transcript has 5 exons.
GUUGGUAAACCGCUUGCAUCGCGUACAUAGUGCAUGAAGCUUCUUCCGCGGCACAGACCUUCACAAGCCUCCGCAAGUACCACCGGCUUAGUACCACCCAAGGACGCGUCCGCGAACAAUCUCAAGAAAUUGACGGAGCCGCGGAAAUAAUACAAGCUUUGGUCUGCAGUUCCGAAAAUUUUCAAAAUGCGCGUUUUCAUAUUCGUCGCUAUUCUGUGCGCAGUGCAAGUCGAGUCGCAAUUUUGGAAGUACCCUCAGGAGUUCCUUUCGUCCUGGCUGCGCCAGGGGAAGACUGGGAGUGACAAAGUGACGACCGUCGCGCCUACCACUCUGAACCUUACCACGAGGGGGUUGCCGAAAACCACUCUGCCGGCGAAACGACCGACGAAGGCGAAAGGUACCACCGUGGAGGUCACCACGGCGAAGACGACAAUGGUGCCCUUGACGACGACGAGGAAGAUCAACGGGACGCUCACCACGAAACGAAUUUUUUCGACGUCGAGCUUCGCCACAGAGACUAGUACUUUCAUGGAGACCACGACCCACGAAGUGACGGUCACUACGGAGGAGCCAAGGGAGAAUCAAAGGACACACGAGUUCUACUUGAGCAAGAGGGAAAAGCCACAAGUUAAGAUAGCCUCGAACAUCAGCCAGAAUUUGCUGCCCUUGCCGGCUGGCGCUAGCGCUGCCUUGGUGAAACCAACAAAGUACCAUUACUACCCACACAACCAACACAUUUACCUACUUCCGGAAUGUGCAAUCCAGCAAGUUUGUAAUGCGGUGUACGUCAGGUUAAACUGGACGCAACCUCUUUGUGCUUGUCCUUCGAGAUACAGAGAUCCUUGCUCUGCGUCGCUGAAUUCGGACGAUCUGCAUACCACCGAAUUAAUGAUUGACAGAAAGUCGAGGCGUGCCCUCACUUUGGUAAAAACCUGCGAACCCACGUCUGAAAUGCGAGUUUGUCGUUCUCCUCGCGAUUGGUCCCUUCUUGCUCUCCAGAACAUUCGCACCGGUAAAUCACACUAUUUGGUGAUUUGUAGAUGUCCCGAAGUGAGCGUUUUGGAAGGUCCGAUGUCUCACGAUCAGCCGACCUAUGCCAGUGUUCCUGGUAUUAGAGUAUAUGGUAUGAUGUGCGUGGACACUAAACGUCGUGGACGACCUUUGAGGACCUCCCGAUCGGUGGAAGUCCCUCCGUUCCCGUGGGAUAAAGCAGUCGAGUUAGCUAAGUCGGCACUAUGGGAUUAAAUAUGGCGGAUUAGUGUAAUUGUGAUUUAGCGAUUUUUUAUAUGUAGACAUGAGGAAUUUUAAGCAAUUUAGCUUGUGUUCGUCCUACUUAGCAAAUGCUGAAAGUGACUUUUUUUAAAGUAAUUUAGUGAUGUUUAUGGCCAUGUUUAAAAUGUGUGUAAGUAGUGGCGAUUUUUAUCAAAUGCGUGUAAAAAUUGGUCGCUACUUUCUAGGCGAAACCGCGUUUCGAAAAUGGAGGUUUUUAGAAUGCCGUUUAGUACUUUUUUAAACAUGGCUAUAUGUGGGUUAAUACACAUAUUUCUGUAGCACGACUGUCUAACUUUUGGUGGAAGGUUCUAACAAGUUAUUUAUUUAUUUAUAUUAUUUAGAUUAUUUGAAAAAUACUCUGCUUUUAUUUAUAUUUCUGUAUAUAUGGCGCGCUAAUAAAGACAUAACGACAUA